This is a messenger RNA of Penicillium cataractarum, 2550 nucleotides long. Its product is annotated as threonine/serine exporter family protein. The record is from RefSeq and is a predicted model, not a curated record. Gene Ontology annotation, molecular function: transmembrane transporter activity. Lineage: Eukaryota; Fungi; Ascomycota; Eurotiomycetes; Eurotiales; Aspergillaceae. The transcript has a single exon. Gene Ontology annotation, biological process: transmembrane transport. The coding region runs from base 1 to 2550 and encodes 849 amino acids.
AUGUCCGAGUCAGAAAGGACCAAUGCUUCUUCCUCGCCCGAUGGCCAAAACUCCAACAACAGCGGAGAUGAUAAGAGAUCUAUCUCACCUGAGAAGUUGAAUGGGAGGAGCCAAGGCCAAGAUGAAGAGCAUGAGGAACCAGAACAUGGGCGAGAUAAACAACGGGACAGCCCACCAUCUGCUCGACAUAUUCAAUUUCGAUCCCAGGCCAACCUAGCGCAAGAAGCACAGCGAGAACAGCCACGUGAAGAUCCUCGCGCAGAAUGGGACAGAUCACACAACCUAGUCAUACCCCAUCGCCCGUCGAUGCCUUACUCUCACGACUCAGCCGAUAUAGCUGAUACACCACUGGAAGACCGAGAUCAGGGUAAUCAGGAGGGCGAGGCCUCAAAGGAAAAGCAACCCGAAGAACCACCCCCUGAACAAGCACCAUCCGAGGAGACAGGUCCAGAAACACUGAGUCUGGCAUAUAUAAAGCGAAGCAUACGGUCAGCAAUUGACAAGUUUAAACAAAAGGCCUCGGAAAUCGGCGAACGACUGGGCCGGCCAACUACUGGUGGGGAUGAUCUACAUCCCGGUGUGUACCAUGCCGACUGGGCGUCCGGCAGUCAACCACCGGUGUCGGACGUAACGGACAACAAAAACAAGACUGAUCAAGAGAAGCGACAAAACCAGGCUCAAAGUAGCUCCGAGGCCCAUCGACUAGUGCGUGACUUGACGCAGAGUCAUUCCGGCAAACGGCGCAAAACGCGGCCCAAGCCAUACCCGCAUGGAGGAAUGAAUUAUAUUGGGGGUGAGGAUGAAUCGGCUAUGGAAUCUGGGUUGCGAUAUCGUUCUGGUGGUGGUGGAAUUCUUUCACAGCUGAUCAAGUUGAACGGUGGGAAUGAGCAAGGAGGGGGAGGAGGAGGUAUGCCAUCACGGACACCGAGUCAGUCAUCUUUAUCCGGGGCUGCGUCUCGAUCUGAUUCCGAGUCUGGACGAGCGACGCCUGGGAAAAAGGCUAAACCGCCGAAGUGGUACAAAAGGCCCCCCAAUACAUCGACUUCCACUCUAGUUGGGGCGUCGGGUGACCUGAGCGGCGCUAGUACGCCUGUCUCGAGCGAAGUACUAUCAGCUGCGUCACAGCGUCGUGGCCAGCAAGCCGAGCGCAAGACGAAUCUGGAAGACGAAAUUAGAGUGACAGUUCACAUCGCGGAAAUUAUCUGUCGGCAGCGAUAUAUCAUGCAACUAUGCAGGGCGUUGAUGCUGUUUGGCGCACCCACCCACCGACUGGAGGAAUACAUGCAGAUGACCGCCAAAGUGCUGGAGGUUGACAGCCAGUUUUUGUAUCUGCCGGGUUGCAUGAUCAUGUCAUUUGACGAUCCAUCGACGCGAACCACGGAAGUGAAGCUCGUUCGCGUGGGACAGGGAGUUGAUCUUGCUCGACUGUCUGAUACCCACCUCAUAUACAAGAACGUCAUUCACGACGUGGUUGGGAUCGAGGAAGCUGUACAGGAACUCGACGAUGUCAUGAAGAAAAAGCCCCGGUAUCCAAAGUGGGUUGUCGUGUUGGUGUACGGUUUAGCGACUGCCACUGUUGGUCCCUUUGCAUUCAGCGCUCGCCCGAUCGAUUUACCAAUCAUCUUCAUCAAUGGACUGUUGGUAGGACUCAUGCAACACCUGGCUGCACCGCGAUCAGUUCUCUACUCCAAUGUCUUCGAAGUGACCUCGACCGUGGUGACAUCGUUUCUCGCUCGUGCUUUUGGCAGUAUCCCACGGACGGUCAUCGAUGGCAAGCGCCAGUAUAUCUUUUGUUUCUCGGCGAUUGCCCAAUCGUCGAUUGCAUUGAUCUUGCCCGGGUUCCUGGUUCUGUGCAGUAGUCUCGAGCUGCAGUCUCAUCAGAUCAUCGCUGGGUCAAUUAGGAUGGUAUACGCGAUCAUCUUUUCCCUUUUUCUUGGCUACGGCAUCACAGUUGGCACUACGGUCUAUGGUCUUAUGGACAACGGAGCCGUAUCAGACAUCCAAUGUCCACAGACUGGCGCAUUCAAGAAUCCCUACGUGCAACGCUUUCCGUUCGUGACGAUAAUGACUGUCUGGCUCCUGAUCAUCAACCAGGGGAAAUGGAAGCAGCUCCCGCCAAUGACAAUCAUCGCACUGUCCGGGUACAUCAGCAACUACUUCAGUACGAAGAAGCUAGGUUCAAACUCGCAAGUUGCGAAUACCGUUGGUGCAUUCACUGUGGGAAUCAUGGGAAAUUUGUAUAGUCGUCUAUGGCACGGUCACGCUGCGACUGCUAUCUUGCCAGCAAUCUUCAUUCUUGUGCCAUCUGGCCUAGCAGCUACAGGCUCUUUGAUCUCUGGUGUCCAGUCUGCAGACCAGAUCAAGCAAAAUGUCACUUCCCAUGGUGCGGCGAGCUCGGCCCCUGGAGCUGGAUUGGCAUCAAGUAGUUCGGUGUUUAGCUUGGGAUUUGGCAUGAUUCAGGUGGCGAUUGGAAUCACCAUUGGUUUGUUUAUUGCGGCGCUGUGUGUGUAUCCAUAUGGCAAGCGUCGGAGUGGAUUAUUUAGCUUCUAG